Messenger RNA from Penicillium salamii, 1512 nucleotides. NCBI's taxonomy places the organism in Eukaryota, Fungi, Ascomycota, Eurotiomycetes, Eurotiales, Aspergillaceae. The record is from the annotation of a GenBank genome assembly.
AUGGGGUCUUGGUACCGCACUUUGAGCCUGACGGCUAUGGCCAUGGUGGUUGCAGUUGCUGAGUCCAACGCGUGUCGGGCCAACGCUGCUGCUCCUAGUGUCACCAUCAAGCAGGGAGCGAUCGAGGGGUUCGCUCAGAAUGACACCAACGUCUUCCUUGGUAUUCCUUUCGCGGAGACGACUGCGGGUGAGAACCGGUGGAAGGCACCUCAGCCUGUCGCUGCGUUCCCCAAUGGCCACUUUGAGGCCACAAGCUAUGGUCCAUCAUGUGCCCAAGCCAUGUCAGGCACUGCCAUCACGAAUCAGAGUGAGGACUGCCUCAGCCUGAACAUCUGGACCCCACGCCAGGCCGCCGGCCGUGGUCUUCCCGUGUUCGUCUAUAUCUACGGAGGUGCCAUGGUCACUGGUGGCAGCAGCAAUGCUCAAUGGCAAGGAUUCAACAUGGCUCGCAACGAUGUGAUCUAUGUCAACUUCAACUACCCUUUCGGCGGUGACAAGUCGCGCAUCGUGCUGGGAGGUCAUUCCUCCGGUGGUGUGCACGUGGACCACUACCUCUGGAACCACCCCGAGACCUUCUUGGCCGGUGCGAUCGAGAUGUCUGCCAACGCCCAAUCGGGUCCUGCCAUUGCUCCUUCUGGGGUCGCCCUGAAGCAAGUAGUGCAGGACAUGUUGGAUGCCGGCGUGUCUUUGGACUGCACAGCCGAGAACUAUUCUCUGGACUGUCUGCGCGCUGCAGACACAUAUGCGUUCCAGACCACGUACUUCAAUUCGACGACGAACACCUGGUUCUCUCCCUCGAUCGAUGAGAUCACCCGCUUCUCCAACUACACCGAGCGCUUCCAAAACGGGAAAUACCCAACUUCUCUGCCUCUGCUCGUCGGUAACUCCGACCAGGAGGGUGCGAUCUUCGGCUACGUCUACGGCAGCGAGAACACCGACUUCUCUUCAUGGAUCCGCACCUUUGACGCCGACCUGGCCUUUGUGCCUGAGGCCGAGCUUAUCGCUGCCUACAACGAAUCCGACUACCCCUCCGUCUCCCAGAUGAGCGGUGCCUCCUACGGAGACGCGCGCUUCCUGUGCGCGACCGACGCCAUGCUCCAGCUGCGCGCUGCCCAGCAACCCACCUGGAUCUACCGUUGGUUCGGCAACUACUCUAACGUUCUGCCGAUCCCCAACCUGGGGCCCUCGCACGGAAGUGAGGUGCCCUUUUUCCACGGCGGCAAAGAAUGCUUCUCACUGCUGGAGGAUGUGACGACCGCCGAGCAGCAGCUGGCAGACUACAUGCUCUCCUGGUUCGUCGCGUGGAUCAAAAACCCCCAGGCUGGGCCUGGCUGGGCACAGGCCUCGCCCACGGACGGUCCUUUGGCGCGCGUUGGUGUGCCCGAGCACGAGGAGGAGAUUGUUAUGAGUACCACUGGCGCGUAUAACACUCGUUGCCAGAAUGUUUACCUUCCCAACUACCCUUACUAUCCCGAGGUCCAAAACCCGGUGUUAUUGGCCGAGGAAGCCUGA